AUGUCAUACCAAGGAGGCGUGAAUAUCAGAAAGAAAUUGGUGAUAGUUGGGGAUGGUGCAUGUGGAAAGACGUGCCUUUUGGUUGUAUUUUCGAAGGGCCAAUUUCCCGAGAUACAUGUGCCCACAGUUUUUGAAAACUACGUGGCGGAUGUUGAUAUUGAUGGACGGCAUGUUGAACUAGCGUUAUGGGAUACUGCUGGUCAAGAAGAUUACGACAGGUUACGGCCACUUUCAUAUCCUGAUUCAAAUGUUGUGUUGAUCUGUUUUUCCGUGGACCUUCCAGAUUCGUUAGAUAAUGUUCAAGAAAAAUGGAUUAGUGAAGUGCUUCAUUUCUGUCAAGGGGUUCCAAUCCUACUCAUUGGGUGUAAGAUAGAUCUGAGAAACGACCCCCAAGUCAUAGACCAGUUACAUACGGCAGGUCAAAGACCUGUAACUGCUGCUGAAGGCAAAGAAGUUGCCGAGAAGAUCGGCGCUGUAGGUUACCUUGAGUGCUCUGCUAGAACAGGAGAAGGUGUCAGAGAAGUUUUUGACGCUGCAACCAGAGCUUCCCUGGCUGGCCACCCCAGUUCUGCUACUCCAUCUUCUAAAAAGAAAACUCAUUCGGAGAGGAAAAGCCUGAAAAAGAGAAAAAAAUGUAUCAUCUUAUAA
Eremothecium cymbalariae DBVPG#7215 is the source of this 648-nucleotide messenger RNA. Its product is annotated as Rho family protein. The transcript has a single exon. The coding region runs from base 1 to 648 and encodes 215 amino acids. Gene Ontology annotation, molecular function: GTP binding; GTPase activity. Gene Ontology annotation, biological process: small GTPase-mediated signal transduction. The record is from RefSeq and is a predicted model, not a curated record. NCBI's taxonomy places the organism in Eukaryota, Fungi, Ascomycota, Saccharomycetes, Saccharomycetales, Saccharomycetaceae.